AUGUUAAAUUUGCGUGAGUUACUAUACAGUGGAUAUGUCGCUUUAUGUAAGUUAAAUCUUUAUCGUUCGAAAAAACCAUUAGAAAAUGUCGACAGAGAAUAUCAACUUAAAACUGAACUUAUUUCUACUCGUCUAUAUAUUUGUUUAUUGCUUCUCUCAUUCACCAUUUUUUGUACCUAUACAUCUCUGGUAUCAGUAACACAUAUAACUGUUGUUGAUGCACCAAUACUAGAAGAUUACUUAAAUCUCUAUCAAAAAUAUGAAACAAAGUUGACCUGUCCUUGCACGAAUAUAGCUAUUGCUCAAAGGGAUUUUAUAUCACUGAUUCCGACAUUUCAUCAAGUCUGUUAUAGUGAUUUUGUCAAGAAAAGUUGGUUAUCUUAUCUUAAUGCUGCUUCUGGUAAGAAUUUAUCAUCUGAUUUUCGCAGUCAAGGAGGUGUGCUUUUUCAAAUACUUGCCUCAUUUUGUCGCCUUUCUCAAGAUACGAUUAAAAACAGUUUAAACCAAUUUUAUUCAACACGUUUCAUAUCGAAUGACGUGCUAGACGAAGUAUUACUACACAACCAAAGUCGAUCACAUAUUGAAACAUAUAAGUCAGCAACUGCCAAGGAAUUUGUUAACUCAUUUAAUAAUAUACGUGAUGUAAUUUCUGGAAAUCAACUACUUUCAGGGUUCCUUACUAAUUUUGACUUUAAAACUUCGAAAUACAGUUCAAAACCUCAAGGAUAUUUAGUUUUAUAUGAAUCGAAGGUUUAUAAUAUGUCCGGUGGAUGUAAUUGUGCUGAUACACCUUUAUGUAUCUUUCCUGUAUCCAUCAAUGAUCACAUUACUGGUCAUGUGAUAUUCGUCGUUCAAGGCCUCUAUACAGGUUGUUUGUUUGUCGAAGCAAUGCGUCAAGCAAAUCUUCAAUGUUUAUAUAAUCAAACAUGUCUUAAUGAAAUAAACAAGUAUAUUCGAUCUUCUAUAUCAUUUAAUGCCACAGCACUCAAUAGUUUUGCACCAAGUCGUUACAAUACAUCAACAGAUAUAAAUCAACUCUUGACCGAGCUCAUGGUAGAAUCAUGGAUCGAAAAUAUUUCUCAUUCUUCUUAUUAUGAUCAGUGCCAACCCGCUCAUUGUGUUUAUACAAUAGUUGGAAAAAAUAGUGCCAUUUACAUUAUUACUAAACUACUUGGUCUAAUCGGUGGUGUUUGUAAGGUUCUCUACUUUCUUACACGGAUUGUUGUCAAAAUUAUCCGACGUCGACGAGUCAUCAGUAGUUUCGUUCUGCUCGUAUACACGGCUACACAGACUAUUACCAACACAAUAACUAUUGAGAAACCGUCAUUCGAUAGAUAUAAAACAUUAUACAGCCAACAGCAUGAAGAAUUAUCGUGUCCAUGCUCAACAAUUACCGGUGAAUAUAAAGAUUUUCUAUGGAUUACACCUGUAUUUCAUCCAGUUUGUACCAGUGAUUUUGUUCGUGAUAAGUGGAUCAAUUAUACGCUUCCACAUGCUGCAUCUAAGCUUGGUUUUCAUCCUCAAGCUCGGGCAAUAUUUCAUGUUUUGAGAAUAUUUUGUUUGCAAGCUAAUGAUACUAUAUCUACUGCGAUCAUUUCUUUUAAUUCCACUAAAAUGAUUUCGAUGCAACUACUUUCAAAAGAGAUAUUUCAUAGGCAAAUACAACAAUUCAUUGAUACAUUUAUUAACUCGACAAUGAGUAUCUUUUCUUAUGAACUUAGUUCUAUCCGUACAAUAAUUCAAGCCAAUUUCAUCAUGUCUGGACUUAAUACACAAUCUUACAAUUACUUCGAAGAAGAAGGUUCUUCAUUUACACAUUUUAUUAUACCGGCUGAGUAUGGCAGCUGUUCUUGCUCUGCAUCUGGAAAAUGUCAAUUAAGUGCAGAAAUCAUUACUCAAAAUAGUACACAUUUCCGCCCUUUAUACACAAUACCAGGAUUUUAUGUUGGCUGUUAUAUUGAUGAAGCACUAUUGAGAUCAACUCUUGAGUGUUAUUUUAAUCAGUCAUGUCUCAAAGAAUUUGUAUUCUAUCUUAAUCACAGUAAAUCAACCAAUAUCAUGUCGCUUGAUUCGAAUAUGAUCAGUAAUUUUAAUACCACAAGUACAGUUGGCCAUCUCGUCAGAAAUUUAAUGGUUGAUCGAUGGCUGAGUAACGAUUCUUUCCAGGAUUACUUUGACAAAUGUCGUCCUUCGUCAUGUUUCUAUACGUUGACCAUUAUAACACCAUUUAUUGUCGCUGUUACUACAUCAAUCGGAAUAAUCGGUGGAUUAAUUAAAGUCUUACGUAUUGCUGUACCAUUAAUUAUAAAAUGUAUGAGAUACCGCAAACAAGUACGAGAAACACGCAUAGAUCUACGGACUCGUAUUCGAAAUCUCUAUGAAAAAGCAAAACACACUUUACGAAACUUGAAUCUAUUCUACUCGACAGAGUCAUCGGAAAAUGAACGCACUGAUUAUCAAAUUAAAACUGAACUCAUUUCUACUCGUCUAUUUAUUUGCGUAUUGUUUAUCUCAUUGAGCAUUCUUCUUAUCUAUACAUCUCAAGUGUAUGUGACACAAACAAUUCCGCUUAAUACAACAUUAUUGAAAGAUUAUGAAUCUCACUAUGAAAAAUAUGCAGAAGCAUUGAUCUGUUCUUGUACGAAUAUAGCUGUUACCCAAAACAAAUUUAUUUCGUUAACUUCGGUAUUUCAUCAAGUCUGUGACAGUGAUUUUGUAAAUCCACGUUGGCGUAAUGGUAUCGACAAAACAUACCUGGGCAUUGGUGCGUAUCAAAAAGACUUUCGAUUUCGAGGUGCAUCUACAUUCGCUGCGCUUGAUUCUGUGUGUUCUCUAGCUAAAACCAGCAUUACAAACUCUUUGAUUGAUUUUAAUUUGACAACAUUUAUUUCAAAAAAUCUUUUAUCACAGAACAUGUUGUGGGCGCAAAUGAAUGCCAGUAUUGAUUUAUAUACUAUGUCGAUAGAAUACGCCUUUGGUCGUUCACUUGAAAUUAUACGUGAUUUAAUACAUGGUAAUGGACUUAUGUCAUCAACUCUGUCAAGUCUCACCGUUAAAUUGGAGCCUGAAAAAAAUUUUACAGUUCAACCACAAUACAAAACGUAUGACGAAGGUCCAGAUGGAGGUGAAUGUUCAUGUCAUGAUUCACCCAGCUGUAACGAAAGACAAUACGUUUAUUUAAAUAGAAGUAAGCAUAGUCGAGAUAUCUAUGUACCAGGAUUAUUAAUCGGAUGUUAUGGGUUUGAAGCACUAUUACAGUCAAAUUUAAUUUGUUUUUUUAAUCAAUCUUGUAUCGACGGUCUACGUAAAGCUAUUUUAUUCAAGGAUAAUUUCACUACUUCAGCACUUGAUCAGUCGAAGUUGUUUUACUUUAAUCCGAAUAGCACAAUCAGAAGUAUGAUGGAAAAAGCUAUGGUUGAAAAAUGGGUAAAUAGUAGUAAUUAUGACGAAUAUUAUAAUCAAUGCCGUCCGAUUUAUUGCAAAUACACAUAUAAAAACAAAAAUAAUACUAUAUAUAUUAUCACGACAUUAUUUGCUUUGAUUGGUGGAGUUUCAACUGUACUAAGAUUUAUUGUACCUCGGUUUGUCAAAUUACUUCGAAAAAUUUUACUUAGACGGCAGCAACGACGUACUGCAAUCGACACAGUUGCUUGA
Molecule: messenger RNA, 3654 nt
Organism: Adineta steineri
Lineage: Eukaryota; Metazoa; Rotifera; Eurotatoria; Adinetida; Adinetidae
Source: the annotation of a GenBank genome assembly